CACCGAGUUAAUUGGGAAAACAUCGCUGAGAAAAAUACGGGCAGCUUGUGAUUUCCAUUUUAUUUAUUUAUUUUCUCAACUAUUUGUUUUUCUCUGUGAUGUCAAUUUGUUGGAUAUUAUUUUAUCGAGUUUUUGCGUCUUUCUGAGCUUGAGUUCAAACCGAGUCCAUUGAUCGUUUUGAGAAGUCAUUAUUCAGUGAGAGCUCCGACAGUGCAAACAUUGAAAAAAGUUCGUUAUCUGAAUCGUUGAGGAGUGAUUAGACUAUUUUGUAUCUGAUAUUGAAAUUCGGUUGACGGAGUGUUUAGUUAAGAGUUCGAAAACUAGAUGCAUCGAUGAAUAAUACGAGUAUUUACUAUAUUGCAUGCGUAUCUUAAAGAAAGUUCAUUGAGGCCUGUGGUAGAUACGUGUAUGUACUAUAAUUAAUUUCUCAAUUCAGCUCCGACUUGUUUACGUUUGGUGUAAAUUUUCAUUGUGGUUUUCACAUGAACUCGUAUUAUCAACUUUUAAACUGAUAGCUGAGUAAAGAUUUAAGCGUUUUCAAAACGACCUCGAGGUUGAAAGAAGUGAAUGUGGUUUAAAUACCUUUCGUAAUAUAGAUAGAAUCCAAACAGGUGUUUCAAAAGUGUGGUUAGAUAGUACCUAGCCAGUGUCUUGCAUACAUAUAUGUGCAUGCUGUGAAUAGUUCUGCUGUACAACAUUGUAAACACAUUGGGGGUAAAUCAAUUAAAAUUGAUUUUCUAAAAGGAAGACGAAGAUGGUGAAAUAGGCGCAUAGUUUCCCAAAAAUAACCGAGAAUACUCUUGACACGAUAUAAACGCAAAUACCAAGUGAUAAAGAUGAUUAAAAAAGAACUUGAUUUACUUACUAACAUAAUGGACACCUCAAGUUGUUCAAUGGGAAGGAGCGAAGGAGACGAGGAAGAUGAGGAGGCGUUCUUUUCGUCUGAAGAUUUUGAAGUUGUGGACGCAAGUGACUGUGAUAUAGACAUACCAGAAACCAAAGACAACAAUUUCGAAAGAAUGGAAAUAUCUGAAGGGACGAUGGAAGCGCAACAAGAACAAACUGAGGAGAAUCGAGAGAUUGCUUUAUGUGAUGGGAGUCAGUUGGCAAUGAGUUCUCAGCAAAACAGGAUGCGCGUAGCCUUGGGGGUGCUAAUCAGAUUGGUUGUUCCUCUUUGCAAUGGAUUUGUUCGCGGUUGGCGUGGAAUACGUGGCGUUCGGCUCCUAAAAGCUUUAAGAAAUAUCCGAGCAAGUAGGCAGACUUUGACGAAUAUGCUCGCUUUUGCGGCGAACACAAUAUCCAUGAGCCUGUCGUCCGUACAAGUGGUUCAUAGAAUCGACCCUAUAUUAAAAAUCAUUAAAUUGAGAAAAGGACCAGCUAUCGCGUCUGGAGACGGAGCGACAGAGGGAUCAUCCCGGCUAGUUAUUCAUCGUGCUAUUAAGUUAGAGCCAGAGGAACCAGAGAAAUGUGUAACAUUAAAUGUUUUGGCUGAACCACCACCCGGAACUCCUAUACGGGCUGAUAUUGUCUUCAUUCACGGUCUACAUGGAUCGCUUGUGAACACUUGGAAGCAAGGACUGUGGAAGUCUGAGGGACGACGUGUGAAAUUUGAAAGACCACCGCGACCACCGAUUCGCCCACCGAAACGACCGCGACAUUCGCGUUCUACUCUGAUUCGGCCACCGCAUUUAAGAAAACGUGCUAGAUACUGUGGAUCCAGUGAUAAUUCCGGCUAUAGCUCUGAUGAUGAGUAUGUAUUAGAUGAGCAGCAAAAAACUCAUACAAGAAGCUACACCUUCGAAGCUGGCAAACCAAAUUCAAUUGAGUUCUGCGAUGACGUUGAAUAUAGUUUCCCUACGUUCCGCCUCAGAGAAGAGGAUCGACGUGACAGGUCGCCAUCUCCUGGUUUCAUCCAUUCCACAAAUGAUAAACAUAAACAUACUGAACCGUCCGAGGAUCAAGAGAAAUGGUCACCAUGUUGGCCAGGUGAUUGGUUACCUUUAGAUUGUCCUGGAGUACGAGUCAUUGCAGUGAACUAUACCACGGACCCAUACCUUUGGCGACCGGUGUGGGUGAAGAAGCGCAAUCGUUCAUCACUGUCAGAACGUGCCAGGGAGAUGACCGAUCUACUCAUAGAAAAGCGGGUUGGUUAUGGACAUCCGAUUGUUUGGGUUGGCCAUUCCAAAGGUGGAAUCUUCAUAAAGCAAAUCCUGAUUGAUGCAUGGGAAAGUGGUAGACCAGCGGCUGCACCCCUAUGGCGGUUCUCACGCGGUGUAUUCUUCUAUUCUGUGCCGCAUCGAGGUUCGCCACUAGCAGACUUCAAUUUGCCAUUGCUGAGGCAAUCUAUUGAACUCACCGAAAUACAAAAGGAAUGUCCGGGAAUCUUAGAGUUGCAUAAACGAUUUUUGUCACUCUAUCAAAGUGGCCAUUUGAAGAUUGAUGUAUUCAGUUUUGUUGAAACAGCUUUAACACUGAUGUCGGUCUUGUAUUUGCGAAUAGUUGGUAUCGAUUCAGCAGACCCCGGUAUUGGCGAAGUUUGUGGCGUCCAUUUAGAUCAUCGAGAAAUAUGUAAACCUCGCAGCCGAAAGUGCAUCCUUUAUACAGCGCUCACACGAAUGAUCAAUAAAGUUAGUUAACGAAUAAAACACGCUGACGACCUUGUUGCACGAUUUUUCAAAAUAUCUCUUACGAAUCGAACGACCUUUUAUAUCCAAACAUUUUAUCUCUCCUACUUUCGGAAUAAUUCAUUGAAAAUCAAUUUAAUAUUAAACGGUAUUAAUAAAACUUGUUCCAAGAAAGA
Hermetia illucens (black soldier fly) is the source of this 2800-nucleotide messenger RNA. RefSeq lists its product as uncharacterized. The transcript is spliced from 7 exons. NCBI's taxonomy places the organism in Eukaryota, Metazoa, Arthropoda, Insecta, Diptera, Stratiomyidae. Bases 837 to 2636 code for a protein of 599 amino acids. The record is from RefSeq and is a predicted model, not a curated record.